Molecule: messenger RNA, 1358 nt
Organism: Salpingoeca rosetta
Lineage: Eukaryota; Choanoflagellata; Craspedida; Salpingoecidae
Product: NAD-dependent epimerase/dehydratase
Exons: 6
Coding region: 21-1055 (344 amino acids)
Source: RefSeq, a predicted model, not a curated record
CGUGUCGCACUUCAACACUCAUGAUGGCCUCUGAGCGCGUGCUUGUGACGGGCGGACAAGGGUUCAUUGGAGCAUGGGUGGUGAAGCAGCUCCUGGAUGAGGGCGUGCAUCCCAUUAUCUUUGAUCUCAAGGAAAACAAUGGCAUCCUGGAGCAGGUCCUCCAACCACAGCAGAUGCUCAAGCUGGAGCGCCACUAUGGCGACAUUUCCGACACGGAACAUGUGCGUUCUUUGGUGUUGGAGUGCAAGCCAACGGCCAUCAUCCAUCUCGCGGGUCUGCAGAUCCCGACCUGCAAGGUCAACCCGGUCCUUGGCGCCCAGGUCAAUGUCAUCGGCACCCUCAACGUCUUUGAAGCCGCCAAGGCCCUUCGGGAGGUGACGGGUGGUAAGCCACCCAUGAUUGUGUACGCGUCAUCUGCAGCCGUGCUGGGCCCACCAUCCGCAUACACGGAGACGCCCGUGCCUGACGACUACUACCACAAGCCCGGCACCAUCUACGGCGUGUUCAAGCUGUGCAAUGAGGGCUGCGCGCGCCUGUACUGGCAGGAUCACCAGAUGCCGAGCGUGGGGCUUCGGCCGCUCACCUGCUUUGGCGUUGGACGCGAGAUUGGGCUCACCUCCGCGCCCACCAAGGCCAUCAAGGCCACCGUGCUCGGCCGCAAGUACACUGUCACGUGCUCUGGCACGACCGGUUUCUCGUAUGUGGAGGAUGUUGCCCGCAUCUUCGUGGGCUGCAUGCGCGCCUCUGUUGAAGGUGCUCCCGCCUUUAACAUUCGUGGUGUCGUCGACACCUCCGAGCACUUUGUUGAGAUCCUGAAGCAAGUGCUGCCAGAGGCUGGGCAGCUGAUUGACAUCAAGGGGCCCUCCAUCCCCAUCAUGGCCGACACUGAUGAGUCUGCGCUCACAGCCCUGCUCAAGUCCGUCCCCGCCCCUCACGACCUCAAGGAGCCCUUCCCGCUGCCGUUGGACGAGUGCAUCCGUCGCACAGCAGAGCACUUCAAGCGGCUCGCAGAUGAAGGCAGGCUGCACAGCAACGACCUGCCUCCCCUCGAAUGACGAAAGUGCACCACUUCCACUGUGUAUCAUGUGAGCAUGUGAACACGUGUGUGUGUGUGUAUGCAUCGUGUGUGCACGAACCACGCAAUCGGGAUCAAUGACGUUCAUCACCACACACAGACACACAAACUAGAGGCCGGUUCAGCCACCGCAGGCACUUCAACAAGCACACACCAUCCUCGCCAUCCUCGCCAUCCUCGCCAUCUUGCCCCCCCCCCCCCCCCUCCUCUUGUUUGAAUUGACAACCGACCAAUCAGCGUUUACAUUUGAGAAUUCCACAAAAUAAAAAAAUUGUUCUUCCGC